CUUGAUUUGACCUUCAUUCGUUAAAGCUUUCGCUGACUUGUUGGUUUUUCUAUAUUGAUUGCGCCAUUUUGUUCUUUACUUCAUGAUAUUUAUUCCCAGUGUUCAUCAAAGGUUUUAGCUGUAUCAUCUAGGAAAACAACAAAUUCUUCAAGAAAAUAAAUGAAAACAUAUCCAGUCGCCAGCAUAUAGUCUCGGUCGACUUGUCGUGACAUCACGAAGGCAUUCUUAGUACCCAGGCCUUUAGCAAUGUUUUGUUUCUACAGCAUUCGAUUCGAUUUGAAAUUGAAGUUUAGGUCAUCACCCUUGAAGUUUGAACGUUCGCAAUCUUCAUGUGUAUUCUGUAAAAAUGUAUGGAGGCGGGCAGAGAAGUUUAAAUGCGAGUACAAAGCAAAGAAGUCUCUCAACUGGUGAUCUGAAAUCUACCCAGAGAGCUGGAGAGCAGCAAACAAAAAUUGUUAAUCAAAGUAUUACAAAAAUUGAAACACAUUAUCCACAGCUAGUACAAGAUUUCAACACAUACAUCGUAAGGACUGCUAAGCUGCGAGAUUCCGGUGAUAACUUGCAAAAGAGCUUUACGGCUUAUGCCUCAGAAGAAUCUCCUGCUCUCAAAGGGGGUCUUGAAGCCUUUGGUGAAUGUUUUGCUGCAGUGCAGGAUCUAAGAAAUGCAUUAGUAAGACGAUUAGACUCCAAGGUUCUACAAAAGUUUUCUGUUUAUGAAACACGAUGCAAACAAGCACGCGAAGAUCUCAGGCAACAUGCAACCGCACAUAUGAAAGAACUAAACGAGCACAAAAGCCUAGAAAGACUGAAAGCCAAAUCUCCAAAUCAGAAUUUUAAAUUGGCACAAGCAGAGACAAAAUUCCAAAAAGCUGCAGAUGAAGCAAAUCGAUCAAUACAAAUAUUGACAGAACAAGUAACCUCGUUUCAUCAGCAGAAGGCCAAAGAUCUUAAGCAGAUAUUUGGAGAUUUCUUGUUAAGUGAAAUGAUGUUUUAUGCAAAGGCAUUAGAGAUUUACACAACAGGCUAUCAGGAGCUAAUGAAGGUAAAUGUUGAUCAAGAAGUUGAAAAUAUUAGAGGAUCGUUGAGAUGGAACCCGCUUUCAUUUGGACAAAAUGACUUCAUCACUGCUUAUGGUGGAUCUGCCCCAAAUCUUUUAGAAGGUGACAACAGACCAACACCAAGUCCAGGUUAUAACAGUGAUACAAUGUAAAUGAGAUGAAGAAAUAAAAGUUAUUGAUAAGAUGAAAAUAUUUGUCCUAGUUGUUUUAAAUUUCACCAAAGUACUUUUAGGUCACCAUUGAUGUAUGUGCUGCUUUUUAAAAUGACUUGAGGUGGGUGCUAUCUGAUAUUUAUUUUGCAUGUCUAAUGUUGUAUAUAAAUAUUUGAUGUGCAUUUCCCCAGGCUUUAAAAAAUGGAUAUUGAUAUACCAAAAUGUAAUUUACUUUGCAGUUAUAUUUUCAUAAUCUGAUGCAUUUAAUCAUGCUAUAGUGCCAUCCCUUAAUUAUUCCAUGAAAGGUUGUCAGUUUGUUUGCAGCAUCUUUUCAUGACUCAUAUUGAAAUUCGAGAAACAUUUUUUUCCUUUUUCUCAUUUUGAUAUAAGCUAUCAAACCUUAUGACAGAGCCUUAAAACAACUGCAAGUUUUAAAUAGCAGCGAGGUAUUUGCCACAAAAUACUAUUGAUAUCAAACAGUAUUAUAGUUUCUGUUUCAGACUAAACUCAUUAUAGAAGCUAAAAACUGCUCAAAGACAUUAACUUUUAUUUGUUCAACUGUUGUUAAAAGUAAAGGGCUCGCUUAUUGACCACUUCCAAUUGAGAACUGUGCACAAAUCAGCAAUAAAAGUUAUGAACAUUGAUAUCUAUAAUAACAUACAUUCAGAUUUUAAAGAAAUUUUAUGUAAAAGUAGAUGUUUUAGGAGUUUUUCUGAACACUGUAGUUAUGUAAAUGAUUGUAUUAUUAAACUAAAGAAAGACAAUUAUAAGACUAUAGCUGUUUUUUAACAAAGAA
This is a messenger RNA of Rhopilema esculentum, 2006 nucleotides long. RefSeq names its product CBY1-interacting BAR domain-containing protein 1. Gene Ontology annotation, biological process: cilium assembly. NCBI's taxonomy places the organism in Eukaryota, Metazoa, Cnidaria, Scyphozoa, Rhizostomeae, Rhizostomatidae. Gene Ontology annotation, cellular component: ciliary basal body; ciliary transition zone. The record is from RefSeq and is a predicted model, not a curated record.